Molecule: messenger RNA, 1892 nt
Organism: Phalaenopsis equestris
Lineage: Eukaryota; Viridiplantae; Streptophyta; Magnoliopsida; Asparagales; Orchidaceae
Product: aspartic proteinase-like
Exons: 14
Coding region: 105-1628 (507 amino acids)
Biological process (GO): lipid metabolic process; proteolysis
Molecular function (GO): aspartic-type endopeptidase activity
Source: RefSeq, a predicted model, not a curated record
AGCUUUGUCAAAGCACCAGGAACAAUUUAUUGUCACCGCGUUCGUCGUACUCGAUUCCUUUCUCAGUCUUUCCGCAAGUGCGCCGCGCAGAUAGUUUUGGUAUAAUGAGGCAGAAACUCCUUUUGAUAAGCAUCUGGUUGUGGAUUUUGUCAAACCUUUUGUUCAUCCAUGCUUCAUCUAAUGGCUUACUUAGGGUUGGCCUAAGGAAGAAGCAGUUUGACAUUGAUAGGCGAAAUGCAGCAAAGUUUGUCAGGAAAGAGGAUUUAUAUCUCCAAAAUCAGCAUCUUCUUCUUUCCAUGGAUGAUCCUGAGGCUGAUAUUGUGUCCUUGAAGAACUAUUUGGAUGCUCAGUACUUCGGUGUAAUAGGCUUAGGGACACCUCCACAGAAUUUCACUGUCAUAUUUGAUACGGGGAGUUCCAACCUGUGGGUUCCUUCAUCUAAAUGCUACUUCUCUAUUCCUUGUUAUUUCCACUCUCGGUACCGCUCAAAAUCAUCAAGCUCAUACGUAAAAAAUGGAAAAUCAUGCAAAAUAACCUAUGGGUCUGGUUCUGUCUCUGGUUUCUUCAGUCAGGAUCAUUUGCAAGUUGGAGACCUUGUGGUGAAGGAUCAAGUUUUCAUUGAGGUAAUUCGAGAAGCAAGCCUGACAUUCUUACUGGCAAAAUUUGAUGGGAUACUUGGGCUUGGUUUCAAAGAGAUUUCGGUGGGGGGUUAUCCACCAGUUUGGGAGACUAUGGCUGAGCAGGGUUUAUUGGAGAAAAAUAUUUUCUCAUUCUGGCUUAAUAGAAAUCCAGAUGAUGCAAUUGGGGGUGAGCUCAUCUUUGGUGGUGUUGAUCCAAAACAUUUUAUUGGUGAUCACGUAUAUGUACCUGUGAGUCGCAAGGGAUAUUGGCAGUUUGAGAUGGGUGACAUUUUAAUAGGCAGCGAGUCAACAGGUUAUUGUGCUGACGGAUGCGCUGCUAUUGUAGAUUCUGGGACUUCCUUGUUGGCUGGUCCUACUACGAUUAUUGCACAAGUGAAUCACGCCAUCGGUGCGGAAGGCGUUGUCAGUAUUGAAUGCAAACAAGUUGUUGACCAAUACGGGAAGAUGAUAUUGGACCUCCUCAUUGCACAGACACGGCCAGGAAAGGUAUGCAGCCAAAUCGGCCUAUGUGUAUUUGAUGGAACUCUACCUGCCAGUACUGGCAUUAAAUCUGUGCUUGACAAGGAAAACGUGAAUUCUUCUUCUCGUAAUGAAGAUUUGUUCUGCACUGCUUGUGAAAUGGCUGUAGUAUGGAUUAAGAAUCAGCUUCGGGAGAAUCAAACUGAGGAACUAAUACUAAACUAUGCUAAUGAGCUAUGUGGACGGCUUCCAAGUCCCAUGGGGGAAUCAGCUGUGGACUGCUCUCAGUUAUCAAGCUUGCCAGAUAUCUCUUUUACAAUUGCAGACAAAAGCUUUGUUCUUACUCCAGAACAGUAUGUCUUAAAGGUGGAACAGGCAGGCACCUCCAUUUGCCUUAGCGGAUUUAUGGCAUUUGACCUACCUCCGCCAAGAGGGCCCCUCUGGAUCCUCGGAGAUGUAUUCAUGGGUGCCUACCACACGAUUUUUGAUUUCGGAAAUGAACAGAUUGGUUUUGCAAAAUCUGUUUGAGAGGGCCUUCCAAAUCUAUAUAACAUACAGUGUGCAUCAUGGCAGAAUCACCUCCUAAUUGCUUAAAACUCUAUUGACUCUUGCACACUUAUGGUUGGUUGAAAACCUGGAGCUGUAUUACACAAUAAUGUUAUAUAAAGCUUAUGGAUCAUGAAAUGCUUUAUCAAUGUUAUGCUUAGUUUGGCCAACUUCUGCUAAGUGAAGAGAGAGGUUUGGAUCUGUAAAAAUUCUAUUACCAAGUUAGUAGUCAUGGUUUUCUUAGCU